This is a messenger RNA of Drosophila persimilis, 1374 nucleotides long. RefSeq names its product solute carrier family 35 member B1 homolog (gene meigo). The record is from RefSeq and is a predicted model, not a curated record. Gene Ontology annotation, molecular function: UDP-galactose transmembrane transporter activity; UDP-glucose transmembrane transporter activity. Gene Ontology annotation, biological process: UDP-galactose transmembrane transport. NCBI's taxonomy places the organism in Eukaryota, Metazoa, Arthropoda, Insecta, Diptera, Drosophilidae. Bases 62 to 1093 code for a protein of 343 amino acids. The transcript has 3 exons. Gene Ontology annotation, cellular component: endoplasmic reticulum membrane; Golgi membrane.
CAGCUCAUCACUAAACUAAACAAUUAAUUAAGGAUUAAAAUUCAAACGACAGCUGCCUGCAAUGAAUGUACCCGAACGCAGCCGUUUCGUGAUCUACGCCGUGGGAAUCUUCGUCUGCUACUUCCUUUAUGGCAUUGUUCAAGAGAAAUUGACGCGGGGACGGUACGGCGAACAAGUACAGGCAGAUGGAUCCGUGGGCGAGCGCUUCACCUUUGCGCUGGCUCUGGUCUGGGUGCAGUGCGUCUGCAAUUACAUUUUUGCUAAGGUGCUGCUGACGGUGAAGCCGCAAAAGGAGGAUACCACCCACACCGGUUCCUAUGCGGCCUGCUCGCUCACCUAUCUGCUGGCUAUGGUCUCCACCACAAUGGCCAUGCGCUGGGUUCCCUAUCCCACGGCUGUUGUGGGCAAGUCGGCCAAGCCGAUACCCGUCAUGAUUCUGGGUGUGCUUAUCGGACGCAAAUCGUACAGCUGGACGCGAUACGCGUGUGUACUGAGCAUCGUGCUGGGCGUCAUUCUGUUCAUGUACAAGGAGGGAAAGGUCGCCAAUUUGCCCGCCGAGACGACUCUUCUCGGCGAGGUCCUGCUCUUCCUCAGCUUGUCCAUGGAUGGACUGACGGGCGCCGUGCAGGAGCGCAUUCGGGCGGCCAGCUCGCCCUCUGGCCAGCAAAUGAUGAAGUCUAUGAACUUCUGGAGCACUCUGAUGCUCGGUUUCGCCAUGCUUCUGACUGGUGAGGUCAAGGAGUCUUUGCAUUUUGCGAUCCGUCAUCCGGAGGUCUGGACGCAUCUCUCGCUGCUUUCGCUGUGUGGAGCCCUCGGCCAGUUCUUCAUCUUCCUGACGGUGGCCAAUUUCGGACCCCUGGCCUGCUCCGUGGUCACCACGACGCGAAAAUUCUUCACCGUCCUGUGCUCCGUGCUGCUCUUCGGCAACGUCCUCAUUGCCCGCCAGUGGCUGGGCGCUGUCCUCGUUUUUGCAGCUCUUUUCGUGGAUAUGCUGUAUGGCAAGAAGCAGUCGCCGGCAGCGCCGGUGUCGUCCAAGAAGCACCCCAGCGAUGGCGGCAAGCUGUCCGAGGAGAAGAAGGACCUGAUUUCAUAGAAUUUAUUAGACGGCUGUGUAGCCUAGUGUAUAUAGAAUCAUCGCGUCUGGCUUUAGCCCUUCCCCGGAACUGCAAAUCGUACAAAAUGUUGGUUUUUGUAUAGCCGCGGUAUAGCGAACAAUGCAUUCGAUUCUUGAUCUGCAACCUACAAAAAUGUUGGACAUUAUUUAAGUAAACUAAACUAUUGGUAUCAAUUAGAAAAGAACAACAAAUAUCUAUUAGAUCACUCGAUCAAAGCCCCAAACAAUAAUUAAAAAACUAUGCUACUUUUAUUAGUUAA